Messenger RNA from Pelobates fuscus (common spadefoot toad), 959 nucleotides. Its product is annotated as pentraxin fusion protein-like. The record is from RefSeq and is a predicted model, not a curated record. Bases 1 to 525 code for a protein of 174 amino acids. Lineage: Eukaryota; Metazoa; Chordata; Amphibia; Anura; Pelobatidae. The transcript has 3 exons.
AUGAAGAGUCUAACAAUCCUGUUGGUUUGUGGCCUUUGCGCAGUCGAUGGAUGGGCUCAGCUGUGUGCUCCUCAGCCUGGAGCUGAAAAUUUGGCAGGAUAUGGUAUAGUCACUCAGAGUUCUGGCUAUGGCAGUGGUGGGGCUAUACGAGCUAUCGAUGGGAAUUAUGACACAAACUACCACAACCAUCCCUGCAGUCACACAAAUAAUGACUACGAACCUUGGUGGAAACUGGAUCUGAGAAUGAGAGCAACCAUUGAUUUAAUCGUCAUAACGAACCGUCAGGAUUGCUGCGCAGAGCGUUUGAGAGGAGCCCAGGUUAAAGUCGGAGAUUCUCCUGAUGGCAACAACCCAGUAUGUGGCACAAUCACAGACGUAUCGCAAGCCAGACUCGCCAUUCCCUGCAAAGAUGUGGAGGGUCGCUACAUCACUGUGACCAUCCCCGGCCGUGCUGAGUAUCUAACACUGUGUGAAGUGGAGGUUUAUGGGCAUUUCAUCGAAACAGAGCAUGAGUUAACCUGUUAGUCAUGGCCGGUCUUUCCUGCCAUUACAGAAAACGCGUUGGCUUCAGCUUAAUAAUUACAUAAACGAUCAUGUUUCUGCUUAUGCAACUAUGUAGCUUUUAAUGUCCCACAAAGCACAGAGACCUUCCUGGUAAAUGAUUGGCUGUGGCUGUUCACUCUUGCAGUCUUACAAAAUGGCGACCGGGACUGAUAUAUGCUAUGCAUUCCAAUCCACGUACUUUCUAAUCAUAUUCUCAGAGAUAACAAUGAAACUAAAUAUGUCACCAGUACUCAUAAGUAGUAAUAGCCCAGUAGUAGCUCAGUAGUAGCCCAGUAGUAGCCCAGUAGUAGCCCAGUAAUGGCUCAUUAAUUGCCCAGUAAUAGUCCAGUAAUGACCUAGUAAUGGCCCAGUAAUAGUCCAGUAAUGACCCAGUAAUGGCCCAGUAAUGGCCCAGU